Messenger RNA from Homalodisca vitripennis (glassy-winged sharpshooter), 354 nucleotides. The record is from the annotation of a RefSeq genome assembly. NCBI's taxonomy places the organism in Eukaryota, Metazoa, Arthropoda, Insecta, Hemiptera, Cicadellidae.
AUAAAUUUAACUAUAAUUUUUUUUUUUAUUACUAUAAUUCUUAUAUUAAUUAUUAUAAUAUUAAUUAUUAUAAUUGGUAAAAAAAGUAUUAUUGAAUACCAAAAAUCAACUCCAUUUGAAUGUGGGUUUAAUCCAAUUUCUCAUAAACGAUUACCAUUUUCCAUUCAUUUUUUCUUAAUUGCUGUUUUAUUUUUAAUUUUUGACAUUGAAAUCAUCAUCAUUUUACCUAUAAUUUUAACUAUAUAUAAUGUAAAUAUAAUAACAUGACUAUUAACUUCAAUUAUAUUCACUUUAAUUUUAAUAAUUGGUUUAUACCAUGAAUGAUAUAAUGGAAUAUUAAAUUGAGCUAAAUAG